CAAUGAAGAAUCCGUGGAAGACACCCCUCGGCGAUUCAGGAUUCCCAUCGUCAACUGGAGCAGGGCUGGGCGUAGCAAGGGGCAGUUCGAAGUUGCCUUGUGCCACCCAGUAGGAGCUGGAAAAUUUGUUUCGGCAUGAGUAGGUACACUGAUCUCCGCCUGUUCACACUUCCUCCGCCACCUCCUCUAGCUUCUGCCUACUGAGGCUACGCCCAAACAACAGCAACCCCUCAAGAAAUACCGACGCUUUGGAACAGUCAAUCGACCCCCGAGCAUACAAUGGACGGCAGAAAGCUACUUGUUCUGGGUGCAACCAGCCCGACGGGCCAGCUUGUCGUGGAGCGAGCCCUGGAGCUCAAGUGGCAGGCUACCGUAUGCAGGAGGCGAACACUGCCAGAGCACGCUGCGAAUGCGCAGAUAAAGACGAUUGAAGGCGCUCUUGACAACAAAUCAGGCCUCCGCGCAACCAUCAGCGGCCAAGAUGUCAUCAUCUCCGUCUUUGGCCCCUCAAAGCCUGGAGCGCCGACCAAUAUCUUUGUGCCUGCCUACGAGCUUAUCCUAUCGACCAUGAAGUCCGAGCCUAAUUUUCUGCGCUGGUUCCUUGUGACCGCCCUCUGGGCAACCGCGCAUAAAGUCUGGAAGACUAUUAUUGACAUCUCCAAGGUAUUUGAUGAGCAGGGCAAGGAUGUUGAGUGGACUUUGUUUCGUGUCGGAUUCCUGGCAAAUGGGCCGCCUAUGAAGGCUGUUAAUGGAUAUGUUGGCGAUGGUACGGUAGGCAUGUACUUGAGGCGCGCGGAUAUUGCCGUAUGGACUCUCUCACAGGCCGAGAAGUCUGCUCCGCAAUGGGUCAGACAGCACCCCGGCAUAUCUUCCGACAUCUGA
Molecule: messenger RNA, 882 nt
Organism: Truncatella angustata
Lineage: Eukaryota; Fungi; Ascomycota; Sordariomycetes; Amphisphaeriales; Sporocadaceae
Exons: 3
Coding region: 280-882 (200 amino acids)
Source: RefSeq, a predicted model, not a curated record